Molecule: messenger RNA, 679 nt
Organism: Pistacia vera
Lineage: Eukaryota; Viridiplantae; Streptophyta; Magnoliopsida; Sapindales; Anacardiaceae
Product: TMV resistance protein N-like
Exons: 2
Coding region: 176-679 (167 amino acids)
Biological process (GO): signal transduction
Source: RefSeq, a predicted model, not a curated record
CUGUUAGAGUUCAUCACUUUGUAACACAGAAAGCUCCUCUUCCUUCCCAUUGAAAACACAACUAAUUGCUUUCUUUGAAGCUCUUAUAUCAAACUUUACUCAUCAAUAUUGUGGGCAUAGACGACACGUGUAACUUGGGAAAAAUUAGCUUGGAUCAAUCAAUCGUAUUGCUUCCAUGAGUAUCCAAACAGCUUCUUCUUCAGGUAAUCAUAUUUGUUCUUCCCGUUGGAAGUAUGACGUCUUUAUAAGCUUUAGAGGUGAAGAUACCCGGAAGAAUUUCACAGAUCAUCUAUAUGCUGCUUUGACUCGAGAAGGAGUUAAUGUUUUUAGAGAUGCUGAAGAACUUGAUAGAGGAAAACUCAUUUCAUUGGAGCUCCUUCGAGCAAUUGAAGAAUCAAGAUUUUCGAUUAUCGUCUUCUCAAGAGACUAUGCUAAUUCCUCUUGGUGCUUGGAUGAAAUUGCUAAGAUUGUUGAAUGUAAGAACACAAUGGGACAAAAUGUUUUUCCCAUUUUUUAUGAUGUUGAUCCAUCCACGGUAAGGAAACAAACAGGGACGUUUGAGGAAGCUUUUGCUAAGCAUGAAGAAACUUUUAAGGAGAAUAAACAAAAUGUUCAAAUAUGGAGGAAUGCUUUAAAAGAGGUUGCCGAUCUCUCUGGAUGGGAUGCGGAAAACAGGUAA